Molecule: messenger RNA, 2435 nt
Organism: Symphalangus syndactylus (siamang)
Lineage: Eukaryota; Metazoa; Chordata; Mammalia; Primates; Hylobatidae
Gene: PPIA
Product: peptidylprolyl isomerase A
Biological process (GO): protein folding; protein peptidyl-prolyl isomerization
Cellular component (GO): cytoplasm
Molecular function (GO): cyclosporin A binding; peptidyl-prolyl cis-trans isomerase activity
Source: RefSeq, a predicted model, not a curated record
AUUUUUUUUUUUUUUUUUUUUUUUUUUGAGACGGAGUCUUGCUCUUUCGCCCAGGCUGGAGUGCAGUGGCGCAAUCUCGGCUCACUGCAAGCUCCGCCUCCCGGGUUCACGCCAUUCUCCUGCCUCAGCCUCUCCGAGUAGCUGGGACUACAGGCGCCCGCCACCACGCCCGGCUAAUUUUUUGUAUUUUUUUAGUAGAGACGGGGUUUCACCGUGGUCUCGAUUUCCUGACCUCGUGAUCCGCCCGCCUCGGCCUCCCAAAGUGCUGGGAUUACAAGCGUGAGCCACCGCGCCCGGCGCUAAUUUUGUAUUUUUAGUAGAGAUGGGGUUUCACCAUGUUGUCCAGGCUGGUCUUGAACUCCUGACCUCAGGUGAUCCUCCCGUCUCGGCCUCCCAAAGUGUUGGAAUUACAGGCGUGAUCCACCGCACCCGGCCUAUUUUAUUUUUUGAGACAGGGUCACACUCUGUCGUCCCGGCUGGAAUGCAGUGAUGCGAUCACCGCCCACUGCAGUCUCGACCUCUGGGCUCAAGCAAUCCUCCCCGCCCAGCCUGCUGAGUAGCGACCGCCACCACGCCCAGCUAAUUUUUAUUUUUAUUUGUAGAGACGGCGUCUCUCUAAGAUGCCCAGGCUGGUGGCUGAUGUCCAAGUCCUGAGCUGAAGCGAUCCUCCCCGGCCUUGGCCUCCCCGCCUCCUAAAGCGCCAGGUAUGAGCCACCGCGCCUGACCUACAAGUGCAUUUUAAUGAAAGUAUUAUUAAUGUCUUUGCCUGAAGAAAUUCGCUUUUAAAUUGUGGCUUAUCUUUCACCCAGAAAUCAAAGCACAAUUCAGCCCCGAGGCGGGGGCGGUAGGAGCUGGGCGGGGCGGGGGCAGGGAAAGACCAGGAGCAGAGAUUCAAAGAGUUAAGAGGGCAAAAUAUGCACAAUGCAUCUUCACAGGUAAGAGCCUGGCCAGGCUCCUGUUUUAAUGGCUUCCUCCUGAAGAAGAUUCAGCAGAGUGUAAGAUAUUUUCGGAAAGUAGGGCAUUUUGAAAGUAUUUCAUAAUCUCUCAAAACCGGAGCCUGCUCCUGUCCCACCUCGUUAGAGAAAACAGCGAUGCUCAAAGGCAACCUCCUUCCUGACACUGCCUGGUAGGACGCGACGUGGUAGUUGCCCGAGCGGAAUGCGGACGCAAGGCUGCUCCUAAGUCUCGGGGACGCGCCAUCCCCAUUUCCGCUCGCGGAGGCGUAGGGUCUGGGCGCGGGACCCCAGUCGACCUUGACUGGCGGCGCGACCUUGAGGCCUGCGUUCGCCUCAGUUGCCCCCUCUGUGCAAUGGGGAGACGCGCCUCAUCGCUUGACAACGGCCGAAGAGCCGCCGCGCUUCCGUCUCCCGCGUGCGCGCGCGCCAUGCUGCCCACCCCCGUUCCGCACUGACCCUCCCCCGUGCCCCGCGUCCCGUACUGCCGCCCCGCCCCGAGUCCCAUGCCGCAGCCACCGCGACGGAGCCCGCGGGCGGGAACCUGCCUCCGCGCGUUAGCACGCACGCGCGCCUCUCGUGUCGUCCCCACCAGCGCCGGCUUCCGUCUGUAGGCCAGAUGCACUGUCACUCUGGCGAAGUCGCAGACGCGAUUGGCCAGGACGCAGGCGCGAGACCGGGCUGCGGGCGGGGCCGAACGUGGUAUAAAAGGGGCGGGAGGCCAGGCUCGUGCCGCUUUGCAGACGCCGCCGCCGAGGAAAACUGUGUACUGUUAGCCAUGGUCAACCCCACCGUGUUCUUCGACAUUGCCGUCGACGGCGAGCCCUUGGGCCGCGUCUCCUUUGAGCUGUUUGCAGACAAGGUCCCAAAGACAGCAGAAAAUUUUCGUGCUCUGAGCACUGGAGAGAAAGGAUUUGGUUAUAAGGGUUCCUGCUUUCACAGAAUUAUUCCAGGGUUUAUGUGUCAGGGUGGUGACUUCACACGCCAUAAUGGCACUGGUGGCAAGUCCAUCUAUGGGGAGAAAUUUGAAGAUGAGAACUUCAUCCUAAAGCAUACAGGUCCUGGCAUCUUGUCCAUGGCAAAUGCUGGACCCAACACAAAUGGUUCCCAGUUUUUCAUCUGCACUGCCAAGACUGAGUGGUUGGAUGGCAAGCAUGUGGUCUUUGGCAAAGUGAAAGAAGGCAUGAAUAUUGUGGAGGCCAUGGAGCGCUUUGGGUCCAGGAAUGGCAAGACCAGCAAGAAGAUCACCAUUGCUGACUGUGGACAACUCGAAUAAGUUUGACUUGUGUUUUAUCUUAACCACCAGACCAUUCCUUCUGUAGCUCAGGAGAGCACCCCUCCACCCCAUUUGCUCGCAGUAUCCUAGAAUCUUUGUGCUCUCGCUGCAGUUCCUUUUGGGUUCCAUGUUUUCCUUGUUCCCUCCCAUGCCUAGCUGGAUUGCAGAGUUAAGUUUAUGAUUAUGAAAUAAAAACUAAAUAACAA